This is a messenger RNA of Cannabis sativa, 2339 nucleotides long. RefSeq lists its product as uncharacterized. Gene Ontology annotation, molecular function: zinc ion binding. The transcript has 3 exons. The coding region runs from base 1 to 2304 and encodes 767 amino acids. NCBI's taxonomy places the organism in Eukaryota, Viridiplantae, Streptophyta, Magnoliopsida, Rosales, Cannabaceae. The record is from RefSeq and is a predicted model, not a curated record.
AUGUAUCUCAAACACCACCCCAAACCAGAUCCAAAAGUGUAUCUCGAACACCAGCUCAAACUAGACAGAGAAAAAAGAGGAAGAGAAAUACAAACCAAAACACCAACCCAAACCAGAAAGAGACCAAGACAAACACCAUCCAAAACACCAACCAAGAAGAAAAAAAACCAAUCAGUGGAAGAGGAAGAUUUUUUGGAAGAGGAAUAUGCUGCAGAUACCCAAGAUCUUGAAUUAGCAGAAGAAGGAGCAGCUGACCCUAGCCAAUGGUGGGGGUCAGUCAAUGAUCUAUGCAGUCAAGCUUACCAAGAUGAUGAUGAUGGUGGAGGAUAUGAAGAGGAUGAUGAUUUGGUGAGCUUGGUUAGUGAUGAAGAAGAUGGACCAGUGCUUAAAAAGAAACACAUUGAGUUUGAUCCACACUUCAAGCCUGAGAACAUCAAGUUUGAGUUGGGAAUGGAAUUCCCUACUGUUGAGCACUUGAGGGAAGCAUUGAAGGAGCAUUUCAUCAGCAUUGACAGGCAGUACAAGUAUAUUCACAAUGACAGGUUAAGAAUUAGAAUUGUAUGCCAAGGAGAAGGCUGCAAAUGGUUAAUGUAUGCUCGAAGGAUGAGAGAUGAUUGCACUACAAUGCGAAUCAACAAAUUUGAGGAAGAACACAACUGUGGAAUUUUAUGGGAGAACAGGCUGGUAGAUGCUAAUUGGAUUGCAAAAGAGUUCUUGGAGAAGUUCAGAGCAAAUCCAGCCAUGUCUUUUGGUGAUUUCAAGAAAGCAAAUCCUGAGGGUAAGUACUCCAAACUUUCCUCCUGGACUUUUUAUCGAGCUAAGAACAAAGCAAUGGCCAAGAUACAUGGAACCGUUAAAGAUCAAUAUGCUAUUCUGCAUGAUUAUUGUGCUAUAUUAGUGAAACUGAAUCCUGGUAGCACAGCUUUCAUCAGAACAAGCUUAGUGGAUGAUGUAAGGUAUUUCAAGAGGAUUUACAUAUGCCUUGCAGCAUGUAAAGCUGGUUUCAAGUUCUGUAGGCCCAUCAUCGGGUUAGAUGGUUGCUUUUUGAAAGGGUAUUGCAGGGGUAUGUUGCUUGUAGCCAUUGGUAUAGAUGCAAACAACAGCAUGUUUCCUCUUGCAUAUGCUGUUGUUGAGAAGGAAAACACUGAUAGUUGGACUUGGUUUGUGCAACUACUGAAAGAGGAUCUGGAUGUACAAGACACAAGAUUGUUCACAUUCAUUUCAGACAGGCAGAAGGGGCUGGAAAGGGCUGUAGCAGAAAUUUAUGAAGGUUCUGAAAUACGUUUUUGUGUUAGGCAUCUUUAUGCCAACUUCAAGAAGGAGUUCCCUGGAUUGUUGUUGAAGCAACAAUUAUGGGCUUGUGCUAGAGCUACAACAGUGGAAGAAUUCAAAAGGAGAAUGGAUGAACUGAAGGAGACUAAUGCAGCAGCUUUUGAAUGGUUGUCCAAAAAGUCACCAUCUGAAUGGACCAAGUCCCAUUUUAGGACUUUCAGUAAGUGUGAUAUGUUGCUAAAUAAUCUCUGUGAGAGUUUCAACUCAGCCAUACUAGAUGGAAGAGACAAGGCAAUCAUAACUCUGUUAGAGUAUGUAAGAUACUGGCUGAUGGAUAGAAUGAGAAAGCAAAGAGAAAGUGUUAGUAAGUGGACAAAACCAGUUGGGAAGAGAAUCUUUGAUAUCCUGCAGAAGAAUAGGAAGUUAGCAAUGAAAUGUCAGUGUACAAAAUCUGUUGGAGGCUUGUUCCAAGUGACAGUGUCUACUGGCCAGGUGGAAGCAACAAAUUUGGAGACCAAAACAUGCUCUUGCAGAACUUAUGACCUCACAGGUAUUCCCUGUGGUCAUGCAUUAGCUUGCAUAUGGUAUUCCAACCUCAGUGAGUAUGGUUUUCUUGCUGAAUGUUACAAGAAAGAAGCCUUCUUAGCAACUUAUGAAGGGUCAAUUGCACCUAUGCCUGGUCCUGAGCAUUGGCCUAAUAAAGGCCUGAAUCCAAUCCUUCCACCAGCAGAAACUGUUCUACCUGGCAGGCCUAAGAAAUCAAGGAGAAGAGAAGUAGAUGAACCUCCACCUGGUGCAACUAAAAUGAGGAGAUUCGGGCAGUCUAACAACUGUUCUAAUUGCAAAAAACCAGGCCAUACAAAGACCACUUGCAAACAACCAGUACAGGAGAAGGAACCUCCUCAGAAGAAAAAGAUGGGUCGUCCUCCCAAAAAGAAUCCAGAUCCUCAAACUGUUCAGAGGAACAUGAGGAGAACCAAGCAGCAACAAAGGGAAUCAAGAAACACUCAACCACCAUCUUCUGCAAAUUAGUUGCUGCACUACUCAACUUUUGUAUUGUAUUUUGG